AUAAGGAAGUAGCUCACAUCUAUUGCACACAUCCCUCUACCACCUAACACUUCAUUUUCUUCAAGCCCCAUUCAACUUUUUUUCCUUUAUUAUUCUCUGUAAUGUUCUCUCUCAUAUUUAGUUCUUUCUUCUUCCCUUCCCAUUGACGUAGGCCAAAGGGCAGAAAACGAAGAGGCUGAAUUGAGCAGUGGUCAAAUUAAAGAAGCUGCUCUUUGUUUCGUUGAUUAGCAGCGGCAGUGAAGGGAUUUGUUGCGAAGAAAAGCAUAUAUGGCUGGAGCCAUUAAAAAAUGCAUGACGCUGUGCUGUAUCAGCAACACCGCCUCGAAGGAAGACAUGGCAGGGCAGUCAUACGAGGAAGCCAUUGCAGAGCUAAAGAAGCUUAUCAGUGAGAAAGCUGACCUCGGGGGCGUCGCCGCCGCAAAGAUCAAGCAGCUGACGGCCGAGUUGAGCGCCGCCGGUUCGAAGCCGAUUAACCCGGACGAGAGGAUCCGGGGCGGGUUCACUCACUUUAAGAAAGAGAAGUUCGAGAAGAAUCCAGAUUUGUUUGGUAACCUUGCCAAAGGCCAGAGCCCAAAGUUUUUGGUAUUUGCAUGCUCAGACUCCAGAGUUUGCCCAUCGCAUGUACUGAAUUUCCAACCGGGUGAGGCUUUUGUGGUGCGAAACAUCGCCAACAUGAUCCCACCUUAUGACAAGACGAAAUAUUCAGGAACUGGGGCAGCCAUUGAAUAUGCAGUGUUGCAUUUAAAGGUGGAGAAUAUAGUGGUGAUUGGACAUAGCUAUUGUGGAGGAAUAAAAGGGCUCAUGUCUAUCCCAGAAGAUGGGACCACUUCAAGUGAAUUCAUCGAGCACUGGGUGCAAAUUUGUAAUCCAGCGAAGUCCAAGGUUAAAGCAAACACAAAAGGCCUGAGUUUCUCGGAGCAGUGCACUAACUGCGAGAAGGAAGCAGUGAAUGUGUCGCUUGGAAAUCUGCUGAGCUAUCCAUUUGUGAGAGACGGAGUUGCGAAGAAAACACUCGCACUAAAAGGUGCUCAUUACGAUUUUGUUAAUGGCACCUUUGACCUCUGGGAUCUCGACCUCAAAAUUUCACCCGUUACCCUCUGAGCUGCCUUUUCUUUUUCGUAUAGCCCAGUUAAUUAUUAUAUGAUGUACAUUAUAAUAUUGCUCAUUUUCAAAGCUAUUUCAUGAAGUGCUUGCAUUCCUCCCAAUGAUCCCAUGUGGGUAAAAUAAAAUAAUUAUCUGUGAGCUGUGAAGUCUGUAAAGGCACAACAUUCCACAAGUUUUUGUCUAUUUUCCUUGUACUCUAAAGGACUAUUCUGAUUUCUUGUUAUAUAGUAGUAUUGUUGUUUUCUUCUGCCA
Neltuma alba is the source of this 1356-nucleotide messenger RNA. Its product is annotated as carbonic anhydrase 2. The transcript is spliced from 10 exons. Gene Ontology annotation, molecular function: carbonate dehydratase activity; zinc ion binding. NCBI's taxonomy places the organism in Eukaryota, Viridiplantae, Streptophyta, Magnoliopsida, Fabales, Fabaceae. Gene Ontology annotation, biological process: carbon utilization. Bases 268 to 1101 code for a protein of 277 amino acids. The record is from RefSeq and is a predicted model, not a curated record.